This is a messenger RNA of Haliotis rubra (blacklip abalone), 786 nucleotides long. RefSeq names its product general transcriptional corepressor trfA-like. The record is from RefSeq and is a predicted model, not a curated record. NCBI's taxonomy places the organism in Eukaryota, Metazoa, Mollusca, Gastropoda, Lepetellida, Haliotidae. Bases 1 to 786 code for a protein of 261 amino acids. The transcript has 3 exons.
AUGCAUAACAGAGACAUCAGCAGCAACGACAUGCAUAACAGAGACAGCAACAACAACGACAUGUAUAACAGAGACAGCAACAGAAACAUCAACGACAUGCAUAACAGAGACAACCACAUCAACGAUAUGGAUAACAGAGACAGCAACAUCAACGACAUGGAUAACAGAGACGGUAACAUCAACGACCUGGAUAACAGAGACAGUAACAUCAACGACCUGGAAAACAGAGACAGCAUCAUCAACGACAUGGAUAACAGAGACAGUAACAUCAAAGACAUGGAUAACAGAGACAGCAACAUCAACGACAUGGAUAACAGAGACAGUAACAUCAACGACCUGCAUAACAGAGACAGCAUCAUCAACGACAUGGAUAACAGAGACAGUAACAUCAACGACAUGGAUAACAGAGACAGCAAAAUCAACGACAUGGAUAACAGAGACAGUAACAUCAACGACUUGCAUAACAGAGACAGCAACAUCAACGACAUGGAUAACAGAGACAGCAACAUCAACGACAUGGAGAACAGAGACAGCAACAUCAACGGCAUGGAUAACAGAGACAGCAACAUCAACGACAUGGAUAACAGAGACAGUAACAUCAACGACAUGGAUAACAGAGACAGUAACAUCAACGACAUGGAUAACAGAGACAGUAACAUCAACGACAUGGAUAACAGAGACAGCAACAUCAACGACAUGGAUAACAGAGACAGUAACAUCAACGACAUGGAUAACAGAGACAGUAACAUCAACGACAUGGAUAACAGAGACAAGACAAGACAGUAA